AUUAAAUUAAAUUAAAUAGUAUAAAGUUAUGUAUAAUGUUAAUAUUACGAUACGGAGAACGUUAAAUUUUAUGAACAUAUAAUGUAACGCCUGCUUCCGAGCACCGUCUGAGAGUCACGUGACUCCGCGACGGAAAACAAUAUAUAUGUUGACGAAGCUGUCGAGUGGCCAUAACAGUCUUUAACGUGGCCAUAAACGGAUGGGGAAAUGUCGUGUCGCCGGAAGGUCUCCCGUGAUUUCGCGACCAAAAACAAUACUCACGUAUAUACGAAACGGACGGUCAUAAUAGUCCUUGACGCACUCGUAAGACUUGGACAGAAUACGUCGCGCGUGAUUCUCGAAUCUUCCGUGUCGAUCGAAACGUAUGUGAAACGCGUCAAGUUGAUUCAUUCGUGCGAUCAUCGUGUUAAGAUCAUCUUGUGCACUAAUUAUCCAUCUGUAGAACUCUGACAGUGAUUAUUAUUUUCUAUCUUUAUUGGCUUAAAAGAGAAAUCCAAUAUUGAGCUUUCUCUUUUUUUGUCUUAAUAUGUUCACAUUUUGUCAUAUCGCUCAACCAGCAAAUUCUUUUUGUUUCAGAUUCAGCGGAAACGAUGGCCACGCGAUGGACUUCUGGGAGGUGCCGGAUUUUCGUCGGUGCAUGCAGAACCGGAGGAUCCGGUUCGGGCCAUGCAGGAUCGGCUUGAAGAUUCAACGGAAACGAUGGUCACGCGAUGAAUUCCUGGAAGGUGCGGGAUUUUUUGUGCAUGCAGAACCGGAGGAUCCGGUUCGGGCCGUGCAGGGUCGGCUCGAAGGUAAACACAGUAUAGAUUCUUACAUUCUAAUCAAUACUUGGCGGUUAAAAGUUGCGACAUAAUUGUAAUCAAAACUCUUUAAUGUAAUCAACAAUGUUGUAUCUUUUUGUUAAAGAAUCGAAAGCAGAACGUGGCUGGCCCUGUCUUGCGGUGUUUCGGUGAGUCAAAAGAAUGGGUUUUUUCAAAGGUGAUGGAGAAUUUAAGACAGAUAUUUAUAAAAUUCGUUGAAAUUGAUGCG
This is a messenger RNA of Harpegnathos saltator (Jerdon's jumping ant), 1029 nucleotides long. RefSeq lists its product as uncharacterized. The transcript has 2 exons. The coding region runs from base 527 to 853 and encodes 108 amino acids. Lineage: Eukaryota; Metazoa; Arthropoda; Insecta; Hymenoptera; Formicidae. The record is from RefSeq and is a predicted model, not a curated record.